This is a messenger RNA of Cryptococcus wingfieldii CBS 7118, 324 nucleotides long. RefSeq lists its product as hypothetical. NCBI's taxonomy places the organism in Eukaryota, Fungi, Basidiomycota, Tremellomycetes, Tremellales, Cryptococcaceae. Gene Ontology annotation, biological process: mitochondrial proton-transporting ATP synthase complex assembly. Bases 1 to 324 code for a protein of 107 amino acids. The transcript has 3 exons. The record is from RefSeq and is a predicted model, not a curated record. Gene Ontology annotation, cellular component: mitochondrial matrix.
AUGCCUUCCUCCCCCGUCACCCACCUCUACCGAUCAGUCCUCCGGGAACUCCGCUUUGCUUCUCAAAAGUCCCGUACAACUCGAAACCCCACAGUCCAAUCCCACAUCCGAACCCUCGUCGAAACUUCCUCCUCCCCCAAACAGCUCGAACGGUCAUUAAUAGAGACGAGGGAGUUUUUGAAAUCUACAAGAGUGCAUGCUGAACUCGUAAAACGAUACAACCCCACCCACUCCAUGUCCCAAGAAGAGCGCGUACACGCUACCGCCCGAAGAGUAGGAUUAAACUCGCCCAAAGAGUACAAGAAGGGAGACGAAGACAAGUAG